UACCCUACCGCAUACCCUACCGCAAGUCCCACCGCAGUCCCUGCCGCCCGCAGAGAGAGGAGGUACCGGUCGUGCGCGCAGGCUUGCAAGGAAAUGAGUACUGACGUCUCCUGCCGUCCUCGCAGGGCGCAAGUCUCCCGCCUGGUCUCCUUCAGCGCGACCCACCGGCUCCACUGCAAGUCUCUGAGCAAUGAAGAAAACUUAAAACUGUUUGGGAAAUGUAACAAUCCAAAUGGUCAUGGGCACAAUUACAAAGUUGUGGUGACAGUACAUGGAGAGAUUGAUCCUGUUACGGGAAUGGUUAUGAAUUUGACUGACCUCAAAGGGUGUAUGGAGGAGGCAAUUAUGAAGCCCCUUGAUCAUAAGAAUUUGGAUCUAGAUGUGCCAUACUUUGCAGAUGUUGUAAGCACAACAGAAAAUGUAGCCGUAUAUAUCUGGGAAAGUCUCCAGAAAUUUCUUCCUGUGGGAGUUCUUUAUAAAGUAAAAGUAUAUGAAACUGACAACAAUAUUGUAGCCUAUAAAGGAGAAUAGCCUUUAGGGGUUAAUACUAUAGAAAGAUUUAAUUUCUUUCCAAAUUUGAAAGAUGUCUUUAUCUUCUUGGGCUAUUAAGAAGUUAUCACAUAAUUAUUGCACUUCCACAUUGUAUUCUGGAGUGCCUCAUUUAUUGAAAUCAUUGUGAGUAAAACUUGUUUAAAUUCAAAUAUAUUUUAAAACCAAAUAUGUAAUUUAUCCUGAGUAUCGUUUAGAGAGUCUGUUUUAUAUAGAUUAAAAAUCACUUCAUUUCAAUCCUGACCAGUGUGUGGCUUGGUUGGACAGUCUCCCACAAAGCAAAAGGUCACCAAUUCUGUUCCAGUCAGGACACAUGCUGGUGUUGCGUGUUCAGUUUCUGGUCGGGGCGCAUAUGAGAGACAACUGAUCAGUGUUUCUCUCCCUCUCUUUCCCCUCCCUCCCCUCUCUAAAAAUAAAAAAAAAGUCACUUCAUUUCAGCAAAAUGUUUUGGUGUAGAACCGUUUGAAAGAAGAACCAAUCUUUUUUUUUUAAUUACCUCGUUUUUAGUAUUCAUUUUUUUUCUGGUCUAAUAUAAAUAGCAGAGGUAUUUAUAAAGGUGUAACCACAAAGUCUGGAAACAGAUUUCUUAAUAGAUUGAACUCGGAUUACUUCUUUUAGGAUAUGCUAUAGGCACAAGUUUAUUCAAUGAAAAUUAGAAACACCUAUCAUCUGAGGCAGUACAUUGUGGAUGGAUGUACAGGAUUAAUGGCAUUGCUACUUCAGUGCACAUUGUUCAUUGCAUUUUUGCAUAGCUUAUUAUUGAAAUAUGCCUUUCUACUGAGGAAUAGCACAUUGAAAAUCUCAUAGAACAUCAGUAAACUUAUUAUUCUGAAUAUCUGUUUAUGUUUCCAAACCUUAGGGCAACGUGGACAAUUUUAACUUAGAAGACAAAACAGGGACCAAAAAUCCCCUUGUUACCAUCACAUUAAUUAUCAACUGUUAACUCUUUUAUGCCCACCUUUGUAAAAGAAGUAUGUGUCUGUUUGUUUCACUUUUUAUCCAGUCCCAGAGAUCUCCCUGCUUUGCUUUCUCCCACCUCUCUAAUGCAUCAGCAGUGAAUUUCGUGUAACCCCAUUAUGCCUCCUCCUUUGAUUGUAAUGUAUAAAAUAAAGUGCAAAACUGUCAUUUUCUGGA
This is a messenger RNA of Phyllostomus discolor (pale spear-nosed bat), 1683 nucleotides long. It is a transcript of the gene PTS, whose product is annotated as 6-pyruvoyltetrahydropterin synthase. The record is from RefSeq and is a predicted model, not a curated record. Bases 94 to 531 code for a protein of 145 amino acids. The transcript is spliced from 6 exons. Gene Ontology annotation, biological process: tetrahydrobiopterin biosynthetic process. Lineage: Eukaryota; Metazoa; Chordata; Mammalia; Chiroptera; Phyllostomidae. Gene Ontology annotation, cellular component: mitochondrion. Gene Ontology annotation, molecular function: 6-pyruvoyltetrahydropterin synthase activity.